Molecule: messenger RNA, 1010 nt
Organism: Owenia fusiformis
Lineage: Eukaryota; Metazoa; Annelida; Polychaeta; Sabellida; Oweniidae
Source: the annotation of a GenBank genome assembly
UGGGAUUGCAAUGGCAGCCCCCUUGAAAAUUUAUUUUGAAAAAUAAUUUAAUGUUUUAGAUUAUUGUACUAAAAUGACAGACGAUUUAAUUAAAUAGACGUGUAAAUAUGAACGAAAUAUAUACAUUCGCUCUUUUGACAACCUUGGCCAGUACAUUACGCCCUACAUAUGGCACUUCUUGUCCCAGGGAUAGAUGUAGGGUUGUGAGGAACACUGUGUUUGAUCUUAUGGUUCCAUUAUAUCAAAAAGCAAAUCUCAAGUUUCCACCUCAAUGUCCUUUUAACCCUGACCAUGAUAUAUAUGGAGAACAGGAAAAUCUCAAACAGAUGGAUGGACCAUCUCAUUGGAUGUGUAAUAUCUGCGGAAAAGCUUUUUACACUGAGAAAACUCUGGAUCAACAUUUUGAUAACAGGCAUCCAGAGCAGAUAAAAAAGGGCCCAACUUCAGUAUGUUUGGCCGACUACUGUGAUAUAUUCCGUUGUGACAUCAUAAUGGGGAUCAAGAAACCUGAUUAUUGGUCGAUGGUCAUGUGUAAACACGAAGAAAUGAAAAAUAAACAUACUAAGUGCAAGGAAUCUUUAAAAAAAUGUGUGCCACCAGAUUUGAGCAGCAUACAGAACAGAGAAUUUUAUAAUAAAUUAACAGAUGCAAUAUGCUCCAAGUUAGACUGUGAUAAAUAUUGGGAUACACCCCCUGAAGAAGGUGGAAUUGGUCUCUUCCUGUACAUUCUAGCUGGUUUCAUCCUGGUUCUAGCUCUCAUCAUUUAUUAUUUUGUGGCAUAUUCACAUUUUUAUUCCGAUGAACCAAUAUUUGCUCAACAUGUAGUCGAGGAUCAUAGAGCUCCAGUUUACCCUCCAGGGAGCCAGGAGAUACGCAACAGAUUCCAACAAACCAGGAUCAAACAGCAUAAUAGCAGUAGACCCAUCAUGAACUCAAACAAAACAGGUGACCAGGCACAUCUUCGUCAAUCCAUGGGUUAAGGAUCAAACAGCAUGGUACUAAGGCAGUAG